Messenger RNA from Solanum stenotomum, 1506 nucleotides. RefSeq lists its product as uncharacterized. NCBI's taxonomy places the organism in Eukaryota, Viridiplantae, Streptophyta, Magnoliopsida, Solanales, Solanaceae. The transcript has 9 exons. Gene Ontology annotation, biological process: tRNA methylation. The record is from RefSeq and is a predicted model, not a curated record. Bases 61 to 1401 code for a protein of 446 amino acids.
UUUCGGUAAAUCUACAGUAAAUCUAGUGUGGCAACAGGGUUUAAGCCGCGCAGGACGGAAAUGGCGGCACGCUGCAACUUCUGGCUUCCCAAGAAGAAGAGAUUUUGCUCAAACGUCCUUCUCCGAGAUUCACAGUUCUGCGGAAACCAUACUCAAAGAUCUGAUGGACAAUGGGUUCCUUGCCCUAUCCACCCUUCUCACUCUGUGCUGGAAGAGAAUCUGCAGAGUCAUCUUAAGCGAUGUCCAUUUUUCAAACAAGCUCAAUCUUUGUCGAUUCAGCCUUUUUACCAGGAGGGUAUUAAUGCCGGCAAAGAAGAAGAAGAAGGAGGACAGAAUUUUAGUUCAGAGAUGAAGAGGAAUGCAGUUCACGGGAUGACCCUUUUUGAAUUCUCCCAAUUGAUUAACAAAAUCAAGUCUAUUCAUGCUUCCAUCUGUAGUGACAUUGGUGAUUCUUUCAAGAUUCCUCAAGCUUGUGAUAUUUGGACUAAUCGACAAGUGGACCGGGGUUUACCAUUUCAAGAGAAACAUGUAAUGCAGCAGGCUUCCAUUCUAGGGAAUCUAGAAGAAUUUGGGGUUCUGAAAAGUUGUGGGGAUGAUGCUGUAUCAGGGCCAGUUAAGUUAGAAGCAUCUGGGGACGACGAUGAUGUUCCCGCAGUUGUUGAAUUUGGAGCAGGAAGAGGGUACUUGACGCAAGUUCUGGCUGACUGUUACAGAAUUAAGAAGAUUUUAUUAGUUGAACGCAAAUCAUACAAGCUCAAGGCUGAUCGAAGUUUGCGACAGAAAGAGAGUGUUACGCUGGAGCGAUUGAGAAUUGACAUUGAGGACCUAAAGUUGAAUGCUGUUGAGAGUUUACAGGGCGUUCCAUAUCUAGCAAUUGGCAAACAUCUUUGUGGGCCUGCUACAGAUAUGACUCUAAGAUGUUGCAUCAGCAAACAAUGCAAUCAACAUAAUGAUGCUCCUUCUGAUUCGACGUGCCGCAUGAUUGGCCUAGCUAUAGCUACUUGCUGCCAUCAUCUUUGUCAGUGGAAGCAUUACAUAAAUAAGCCAUAUAUGUUGGAUUUGGGAAUCACUAAGGAUGAUUUCAAUGCCAUGACAUGGCUUACCAGCUGGGCCGUUGAUGCAGAUCAUGGUUCAGAUCUUUGUGGCACUGGGUCUUUUGAUCUACAAAUCAGGGAACACGAGCACGUAGAAUCAGAUCCAACUACAUAUGACGUCAAAAACAUGGUGAAGAAUAUGAAGGCUGUGGAUAGAGCUGUUGUAGGAUUGAUGUGCAAGGAUAUAAUAGAUGUUGGAAGGUUUAUGUGGCUCAAGGAACAUGAACUUGAAUGUGAGCUUGUCAAGUAUGUCCCGUCAAAUAUCUCUCCAGAAAACCGAUUGUUGGUUGCUAGGCAGAAAAGUUGAGUGUUAACGUGCUGCUGAACACCAUAUUUGUAUUCUCAUAUAUUUAGCUUUCUCAGACCUGUAGCUCUAAUUCACAAUUUGAUAAUGUAUACUGGAUAUUAGCUC